AGCCGAUUUUGAAUCGAAUUCCCAAAAUGGGUCUGCAAGACGAAGAGGAGCCGCCCCUCGCUGUAGCUAUCGACGACGGAAAUCCGCCGGUAGAAUUGCGCGGUAAUCAACACUCCGAUGCAUCGCAAGCUCCGCCGGUCGGCGUCACCGUCAUCACAGGAUAUCUCGGCGCCGGCAAGUCAACUUUGGUGAAUCACAUACUGAAUGGACAACACGGCAAGAGAAUAGCAGUAAUACUGAAUGAGUUUGGGGAGGAGAUCGGCGUGGAGAGGGCGAUGAUAAACGAAGGCGAUGAUGGCGCGCUCGUGGAGGAAUGGGUUGAGCUUGCUAAUGGCUGCAUUUGCUGCACCGUUAAGCACAGCCUGGUUCAGGCAUUGGAGCAUCUUGUGCAGAGGAAAGAAAGACUUGAUCAUAUCUUGCUAGAAACCACAGGGCUAGCAAACCCUGCACCGCUAGCUUCCGUGCUUUGGUUGGAUGAUCAGUUGGAAUCUGAUGUCCGGCUUGAUUCGAUCAUCACCGUUGUGGAUGCCAAAAACCUUCGGUACCAACUCAAAUCGCAUGAUGAUUCGUCUUCAUUCCCUGAAGCUUAUCAUCAGAUUGCUUUUGCGGAUGUUGUGAUUCUUAACAAGAUUGAUUUGGUCUCCUCGGAUGAUUCGGGAGCAGCCGUGGAAGAUCUAGAAAAGGACAUACAUAAUAUCAAUUCGCUUGCGCAGACUAUUCGCUCGGUUCGCUGCCAAGUUGAUCUGUCUGUGAUUCUCGACUGCAGGGCUUAUGAUUCUAAACACACUACUCAUUUGGAGGCACUCUUAAAAGAAAGCAAAGCUCUAUCCACCGGUGACAUCCACGACAGUGGUGUAAGAACCUUAUGUGUUUGCGCGUCUGACAAACUCGAUCUUGAGAAGGUUAGGAUUUGGAUCGAAGAGAUUCUUUGGGAAAAGAAAUACGGCAUGGAUGUCUAUCGUUGCAAAGGAAUUCUAAACAUUGGAGACUCAGAUCAGCUUCAUACACUUCAGGGUGUGAGGGAAGUAUAUGAGAUUGUUCCAAGCCGCAAUUGGAAGGAUGGGGAAGAAAGAACGAACAAAAUUGUAUUUAUAGGUCAUUCUUUAACUGAAGAGGUUCUGAUGAACACUAUGAAAGCUUGCACUGUUUGAUGCCGCCAUGGAUAUGAUUUUUAAGUUCUUGAGUUGGUCAGGUCUCCAAUGUAACUCAGUAAUUUGACGCGACAAUAGUGUUUGAGACGUUAUUUGAAUUAUUAUAUUAUUUUCUUUUAUUUUA
This is a messenger RNA of Andrographis paniculata, 1275 nucleotides long. RefSeq lists its product as uncharacterized. Bases 27 to 1151 code for a protein of 374 amino acids. The transcript has 9 exons. Gene Ontology annotation, cellular component: cytoplasm. The record is from RefSeq and is a predicted model, not a curated record. NCBI's taxonomy places the organism in Eukaryota, Viridiplantae, Streptophyta, Magnoliopsida, Lamiales, Acanthaceae.